This is a messenger RNA of Colossoma macropomum (tambaqui), 664 nucleotides long. It is a transcript of the gene apoc4, whose product is annotated as apolipoprotein C-IV. Bases 214 to 498 code for a protein of 94 amino acids. NCBI's taxonomy places the organism in Eukaryota, Metazoa, Chordata, Actinopteri, Characiformes, Serrasalmidae. The record is from RefSeq and is a predicted model, not a curated record. The transcript is spliced from 4 exons.
UCUGAAUGUUACAUUCAAACACAGCCAGGCAGCACAUUGCACCACCUUAUCGCUUAGAUCUGGAAAGCAACUGAGCCCAUUAGUUCAUCAUAAAAACUAUAGAAAUACGCCUGAUUUGGUUGGCUGCAGAUAUUAGUACAAUAUUCAACUGAAAUACUCAGGAGGCGGCUUUCCAUCUCAACUCUGAACGUGGUGUGGUCACUUCUCCAACAGAUGUCCAAGUUGGCGCUGUUUGUCCUGGUCAUAGUGCUACAAGCAUGUGCGAUUAUGGCGGACAGUGACGAUGACCCAGGGGUUCUGGAGAGGGCAAAGGAGGCGUACAGAGAAUUAAAGAGUCGGGUUGUGAAUGCGGGCAGUGUGGUGGCUGACUUUGCCGAAAUGUACUAUGAUGAACAUGUAAAGCCUGUGGCCGACCCAUACAUCCAGUGGGCUAAAGAGAAAGCCGGCUCUCUCUGGGAGAGGGUCAAAAAGAGAGUGUCCAGCUCUGCAUCUGACUAGAACAUCUCAAAAAACUGAAAAUUUCCACAACAGCACACAAACGAACCACAGCUUAGCAAAUGAACAAACACGGCACGUUCCAGCAUGAAGGCAUCAUUUAUGUCAUAAUUUGUCUAUGUUUUCUCAAUUAGAAUAACAAAUAAAGCACAUUAUCUCCAUCCCAAAA